Molecule: messenger RNA, 7506 nt
Organism: Sphaerodactylus townsendi
Lineage: Eukaryota; Metazoa; Chordata; Lepidosauria; Squamata; Sphaerodactylidae
Product: protein argonaute-1
Exons: 19
Coding region: 182-2761 (859 amino acids)
Molecular function (GO): RNA binding; protein binding
Source: RefSeq, a predicted model, not a curated record
GUGGCUCCUCUACGCGGCGUCGGCGCUGGCGGUUGGCUGCCCCACCGCGCGUGCGCGGCUCGGCGACUGGCCGCCUGCCUCGCGCCGAUUGAGAGGCUGCGGCUGCAGCAGCGCUCGCGGCGCCCCGUUUCCUUCACCCCCAUCCCCCCGCUAAGCUCGGGGCGACGCCCGCGUGGAUGGGAUGGAAGCGGGACCCUCGGGAGCAGCAGCUGCUGCGGGCACUUACCUGCCACCCCUGCAGCAGGUGUUCCAAGCUCCUCGCCGGCCCGGGAUAGGAACUGUCGGAAAGCCGAUCAAACUCUUGGCCAACUACUUUGAAGUGGACAUCCCCAAGAUCGAUGUCUAUCACUAUGAAGUGGACAUCAAGCCGGACAAGUGCCCACGCAGGGUCAACAGGGAGGUUGUGGAAUACAUGGUGCAACACUUCAAGCCUCAAAUCUUCGGUGAUCGGAAGCCGGUGUAUGAUGGGAAAAAGAACAUUUACACAGUCACUGCCUUGCCCAUUGGAAAUGAAAGGGUCGAUUUUGAGGUGACAAUUCCGGGAGAAGGCAAGGACAGGAUAUUCAAGGUCUCCAUCAAGUGGAUGGCCAUCGUCAGCUGGCGGAUGCUGCAUGAGGCCUUGGUGAGCGGUCAGAUUCCUGUGCCUCUGGAGUCCGUCCAGGCCCUUGACGUUGCCAUGAGGCACCUUGCCUCUAUGAGGUAUACCCCGGUGGGUCGUUCUUUUUUUUCUCCCCCUGAAGGAUACUAUCACCCUCUAGGAGGUGGAAGGGAAGUCUGGUUUGGAUUCCACCAGUCUGUCAGACCUGCCAUGUGGAAGAUGAUGCUGAACAUCGAUGUGUCAGCAACAGCAUUCUACAAGGCCCAGCCUGUGAUUGAAUUCAUGUGUGAGGUGCUAGAUAUCCGGAAUAUCGAUGAGCAGCCAAAGCCCUUGACUGACUCCCAGAGAGUACGCUUCACCAAGGAGAUAAAAGGUUUAAAAGUGGAGGUAACUCACUGUGGACAGAUGAAGAGGAAGUAUCGAGUGUGUAAUGUUACUCGGCGGCCAGCUAGUCAUCAAACGUUCCCCUUGCAGUUGGAGAGUGGCCAGACUGUGGAAUGCACAGUAGCACAAUACUUCAAGCAGAAAUACAACCUGCAGCUCAAGUACCCCCACCUGCCGUGUCUUCAGGUCGGCCAGGAGCAGAAGCACACAUACUUACCUCUGGAGGUGUGUAACAUCGUGGCUGGCCAGCGUUGCAUCAAGAAACUGACAGACAAUCAGACUUCCACCAUGAUAAAAGCAACCGCAAGGUCGGCCCCGGAUAGGCAAGAGGAAAUUAGCCGGCUGAUGAAGAAUGCCAGUUAUAACCUGGACCCAUACAUACAGGAGUUUGGCAUAAAGGUGAAGGAUGACAUGACUGAAGUGACGGGGAGGGUCCUUCCUGCUCCGAUAUUGCAGUAUGGAGGUCGGAACCGGGCUAUCGCCACACCCAACCAGGGGGUCUGGGACAUGAGGGGGAAGCAGUUUUACAAUGGCAUUGAGAUCAAAGUCUGGGCCAUCGCCUGUUUCGCCCCUCAAAAACAGUGCAGGGAAGAAGUGCUGAAGAACUUCACAGACCAGCUACGCAAGAUCUCCAAGGAUGCGGGGAUGCCGAUUCAGGGCCAGCCGUGCUUCUGCAAAUAUGCACAAGGUGCAGACAGCGUGGAGCCCAUGUUCCGGCACCUGAAGAACACAUAUUCCGGACUGCAGCUCAUCAUAGUCAUCCUCCCAGGGAAGACGCCAGUGUAUGCGGAGGUGAAGCGUGUGGGUGAUACACUCCUGGGAAUGGCUACUCAGUGCGUGCAGGUCAAGAACGUAGUGAAGACUUCGCCGCAGACGCUCUCCAACCUCUGCCUCAAGAUCAACGUCAAGCUUGGAGGGAUCAACAACAUUCUGGUGCCCCAUCAGCGCUCUGCUGUCUUUCAACAGCCAGUUAUAUUCCUAGGAGCAGAUGUAACCCACCCGCCAGCCGGGGAUGGAAAGAAGCCCUCCAUAACGGCUGUGGUUGGCAGCAUGGAUGCCCACCCAAGCAGAUACUGCGCGACGGUGCGGGUGCAGCGGCCCCGCCAGGAAAUCAUCGAGGACUUGUCGUACAUGGUGAGAGAACUCCUCAUCCAGUUUUACAAAUCCACACGCUUCAAGCCCACCCGCAUCAUCUUCUAUCGUGAUGGAGUGCCAGAGGGACAGCUUCCACAGAUUCUUCAUUAUGAACUGCUAGCCAUCCGCGACGCCUGCAUCAAACUGGAGAAGGAUUACCAGCCAGGCAUCACUUACAUCGUUGUUCAGAAACGGCAUCACACUCGUCUCUUCUGUGCAGAUAAAAAUGAGAGGAUUGGCAAAAGUGGGAACAUCCCAGCAGGGACAACAGUGGACACAAACAUCACUCAUCCCUUUGAGUUUGACUUCUAUCUUUGCAGUCAUGCUGGCAUUCAGGGUACGAGCAGACCUUCCCAUUACUAUGUCCUUUGGGACGACAACCGGUUUACAGCAGAUGAACUUCAAAUCCUCACCUACCAGCUCUGCCACACUUACGUCCGCUGCACUCGCUCUGUUUCCAUCCCAGCACCAGCAUAUUAUGCCCGCUUGGUGGCAUUUCGGGCACGAUAUCACCUCGUAGACAAAGAGCACGAUAGUGGAGAAGGCAGCCACAUAUCUGGCCAGAGCAACGGCCGAGACCCUCAGGCCCUUGCCAAGGCAGUUCAAGUUCACCAGGACACUUUACGUACCAUGUACUUUGCUUGAAAGCCUAACUUUUUUUACCUCACUCCAGAAAGCUUUCAGAUUUGUAGGAGCCAUACAAAAAAAAAAGAGAGAAAAGAGAAAAAAAGAGAAACAUUGGGAGCACCUUGUGGGCAUCCAAUGAGAAAUCGCUGCAGGGCGUGCGGUGGUGUUGGAGGCAAGAAGACCAGCAAAUCUCCGGGGCAAAUGCAGGAGAGCCGCUUAAACCGGAUGGAUACACCUUUGUAGUAUUACAAGAGACUCUUAUGUUUUUUCAGGCUUUCCAAUUACCUGACCAAACGAAAACAAAAAAAAGUGUUUGAACCAAGGAAGGGAUCCUUCUUCCUGUCAGAAGAAAAGCAGGUUUUUAUUGCAGCGGGUGGGGUGGGGGAAAGCAAUAUUAGACUUUUGACUGUGAAAUAGCCGUUUUGGUCCUCCAAUUCCAAAUCAAACGCUGGUGAGGUCUUUUUUUGUGUGUGUGUGUGCGUGUGUGCGCGUGUGAUGUUGUUUUGGGUGGGAGGGGAAGGGAUUUUUAGAGCCUUAAAACAGAUGACUAGAUUUAUAAAAACUAAUAUUUUAGGAUACCAGAUGCUUUAAUUGGUUAAGAAGGAGAAAAUCCAGUAGUUUAUAGAAGAGUUUUAACGCUUAGCCCUCCCCCUUGAAGUAAAAUUAAUUUUCUCCCCUUAUAUAUAAUUAACGUAAGGCACCCCCAGCACUUAACUACUGCUAAGCUGAAAAAAAAAAAGGAAACUGUCUUCCGUCUAUUGACGUGGGUCGGCCGCUGCCCCGUUUUGAUGCAACGGUCACAUGCUUAACUGUGGGCCGAGUGCCUUACUGCUAUGCUGCAAACAUAUUGACGUUUGGUCACCUUUCAAGGGGAAAAAAAGUGAGAAUCUUACCCAACAGUACUCUUGUCUCAGUGGCGGUCCAGAUUUCUAUCUUGAAGGUGUCCAGACCUCUUAUUUUUUUUAACAUUCACAAAGCUUGCAGUUUUGAAUUAGUUCACAACCUCACCGGGGGCGGGAGGGGGUCAACAUUCUGUGCACUUUUUAACAUUACACACAUAAAUUUGGAGAGCUGCUGAUAAAUCUAUUUUUCUCAUUGCUUGGUUGAUAUGUGUUGUUUCUGUCAUAUUUCUCGGAUGGGGUUUUCAUCUCUUUUAAUUUAACAAAACUUUGCAUUUCUGACAAACGGGGUGUGUGUGUGUUGGCCUGUAUGAAAUAGAGAAAGAGAGGGAGGAAAUACUGACAUACCCCAACUGGCAUAAAUGAAAACUCGAUCAAUAUCAGUUGUUGACCUGAUUUUUUUUCUAUACCAAUGAAUUUUUUUAUUAUUGAGUAUUAUUUUUAUACAAUAUGGAGUCUGUUGCCAAAAUUCAUUCAAAUCCAAUUCAUUUUUCUCUAUGGUUGAGGACGUCAAUGCUACGAAUAGAGUGGAUUUUCUGUUCCAUGAAUUGCACUGCAAACUUCAGUCCAGAGUUCUUAAGAGAGCUCAGUCUUUAUUUUGUGUCAGGCAGAAUUCCUGAAGAGCUCUUUUUUUUUCACCUACUACUUUUUACAUAGAUCUAGCAUAUUUUCAAAUAAUCCUGGUGGCUUCUGCUGCUUGGUUUUUGCCAUUUUGUUUUAUGUGGACCGGGGUGGUGGUGGUGGUGGUGUUGGGAUUUCCCUUCUGCCUUUGCAAUUAAAGAAAGAAAGAAAUUCAUGGGCUGUCCUCCCAUCUCAGAACAUCAAAAUGCACUUUUGUCUUAAUGGUUCUUGAUUUGUCCAGUAAGAUAAAUCUCAUCUCCCCACUACAGUAAACAUAAACCUCACUUUUGCAGCUACCAAGUAUCCUGAAAGUGCAAAGUAGGAUGUUAUACCAGGUAAUAUAUAAGAGGGGGGUAGGCAAUUGCCAUUUGAAUACGAAAAUGAGCAUGCCCAUAGGUGGGGUAGCUAAGAGAUCUUGUAUAUCUAAGCCUGAUGGUCCUUUUGAAAUCAUUAUCCCCCCCUCCCCCGAAACUGCCAAAGUGAGCCUUUGAGAAAACAAAUAAUUGAAUUAAAUUACAUUCUCCUGGAAGCGCCAGCAUUGCAACUCCCAGGAACAACACUGACCAGACUGCUUGCAAAGGCCACGUUGAUUCAGAUCUUCUGUUCUUCCUCUCGUUCCUACCCAGCCCCACAUGCCCUUUUGGAGCAGAAUGUUACGCUCACCAAAAUGCUAUGCAAACAAACAGGGCAUCUGGCCACUAGAAUGGAGCCCUGAGUUGGGCAUUAUGGCUCACGUGCUAACCAGGAUCCAAAGGACUUCUUUAGAUGUGUGAACCCAGUGGGAUUUCUGGCUUCGAUGGUCAGAUUUCCAUGUGUCAAAACUCUUCUCCAGUUAAAAAAAAUGGCUAUUUUCUGUAGCUCUGGAGAUAGUGAAGACCUGCUGGGGACACAGAAUUAUCUGUGUAGUUCUUUGGGUUUAGUUUUUAUGUUUUUAAGUUUCACUCAGCUGCUUUCUCUCAUAAAUGACUAGGAUUUCUUUUGCAUUUGGCCCGAAACUAGUGACAGCCAAUGCGUCAGAAUGGACAAGCCAACAUUCCUGAAUAAGGAUCCCUGGGGGAUGGUCACCCUUUUCUCUGAAAAGGAUAAGGGAGUCUGGAAUGCCCCUCCUGGGUUUGUGAGCAAGAUUUUUUUUUAAAAAAAAAAGAAAAUAAAUCAAAGUAACAUUUUUAUUUCUUUGGCAUCUUUUCAUGUGGACUUCCAGGCCAACUACUCAAACCGGAAUUCUCAGUUCACUCACCAAUGUUGCAACCAAAAUUCUCUGCUGUUGUAUUUUGGAAGAAGAAAAAAAGGUGUUCAUUUAAAAAUUGUCUGGGUUUCUGAAGCAAUUCCAGCAAAAAUGACUAGUGCAUUUGCAAAAUGGAGAAAGGAAAAAAUGGAAUAAGAAGCUUGUGGCUUUGUAAAAAGUUCAUUAAAAAAAGAAGCAAAAACCACACACCCUCCAGGACUUGAGACUGAUCAUCAAUUGACACCACCCCCCCACCCCGAUUUUGCACUCCUGUGUUAGGUAGCUGCUUUGAAUGGGAGGAGUGUUGGCAUGAGGCAAACCGCUACGGGAAUAUAAAAAUGGGAACUGCUUUCAGCCCAUAACCCCACCUCUCUCCUCCCACUCCUCACCUGGUGCAUGCGGAGUUUUUCACUAAGUGCCGUAUAUGAUGUCAUUGCUGCACCCUUUAUGAAACAAAGUUUCUGGGCUUUCGGGUUUUCUAUUUGUUUUUUUCCCUCUUUCUUGGAUGUUAACAGUGAGUGGGUUAGCUCUUCCUGCAUGUUCUGUAUAAUGGAAGCUCCCGUUUUGUUCCUGCUUAGCUUUGGCAAACUCUGUUCUGUCUUCUUAAAUAGCACAAAGUGGAGGUUUUUGUUGUUGUUUUCCUUUUUAUCUUUUUUUUUUUUGCAACUGAUUGUUCACUUCAGGGUGUUGCCAGGCUACAUACGUAUUUUGAGAUCCUCCAGGAACCCACCUGGAGCGUUUUUCACCUUGCACCUUAGACUGUAACUUGUUGCUGUGCCUCUGUUCCUUUUGCGGCUGGAAAACGUUACAAAGUUCCACAUAUUAUGGGACUGGGUAGCAUCAUUAUGUAGAUGGUUGUUGGCUUGUUUUUGAAAAAUAUAUAUAUAUUUUUACCUGCACUGCUGCUAGUUCUGGUUAAUGCUUCUGUCCAAACAAAUAAGAGUGGUUGAGGGAAGACUUGCAAAGGGAUGAAACUUAUUCCUUGAAAGCACUUGAGGAACAACACAAAUAUUAGGCUGAGAUCCACCAAUCUAUAUAAGCCUGUACAAGGGAUUUUGCACCAGCUCAUUGAGGUGUGGUUUUUGUACAACAGGGUCCCCAAUGCCUCUUUGCAGACUGCUUUUGGAAACUUUCUUCACUUUCAAAACUGUUUUAUUAUGCAAGUGUGGAGGCUACUUCCCCAAGCAAAAAUGAAUUCUGAAGCUGUCUUGGGGUUAUAGUCCACAGUUGCUUUGGAUCCUGAUCCUUAACGUCCAAGGACAUGCCAAAAUGCUACAGAUAUAAUGCAAAAUAUCAGCAACCAGUGGCUACCUUUUGCAUUUGCAAAAACCAAGGUUUUUGAGUUGUGCAGGUAGAACAGUGUUAGUUCUAGGCUAUACAGAAUGGAAGCUGGGACACAGGCAGAUACUCAUGUAUGUUUACAUAAAAGAUAUUUAUAUGGAACCAGCUUCUUUACAUUUUGAGAAAGAGGUACUGUUCUCCUCGUUGAAGAAUUCUGUAUAGCUCUAAACCUUGUAGAGCUUCCUUUGCAACAAAAGUAAGAGUCACCAUGCCUGUUCUGUAUCUUGCCCUUUUGGGACCAGCAAAGUGACUACUGUCCAUGCCAAGCUGAUACAUUUGGAAAGUCCAAAACUUAAAACCUUGCAUGGUUUUUAACAAGUCUUUGUUUUUCUCUGAUUUGAAACCUUCAAAAGCAUUUUGGCAGUGCAGUGCAAACGUGGCAAUUCUCUCUGGAGAGAAAUGGGAGCAAUGCAGCAGAACAGCAAUAAAAGUGAAAUCUGUAUCUCACAUGUGCACGUAACUUUGCACUUCGAAAUAAUUGUGAAAGUUUAAACUAAUGGGAACUCUGGUUUGUGUUCAAAAUUGUUUUUCUUUUAAAAAAACUCUUACAAGGAAAGGUUGAACUGUAAAUAGAGAAUGUUCACAGGAUACUCGAUUGGAAGGGGGUUUGUCUUGUUGGGGUUUUUUAUUUUGAAUUUGAACGUUGUACGGUCCAUUUAUUAAACGGAUUUGAACAA